GGCCUCUUUCGGGCACGCGGCGAGGUCCCGGAGCCGCCAUGGGCCGCCGGCCGGCGAGAUGUUACCGCUACUGCAAGAACAAACCCUACCCCAAAUCCCGAUUCUGCCGGGGGGUCCCGGACCCAAAAAUCCGAAUUUUCGACCUGGGCCGGAAAAAAGCCAAAGUGGAUGAAUUCCCCCUGUGCGGGCACAUGGUGUCGGAUGAGUACGAGCAGCUGAGCUCCGAAGCGCUGGAGGCCGCCCGGAUCUGCGCUAACAAGUACAUGGUGAAGAGCUGCGGCAAGGACGGCUUCCACAUCCGCGUGCGCCUGCACCCCUUCCACGUCAUCCGCAUCAACAAAAUGCUCUCGUGUGCUGGGGCCGACAGGCUGCAGACCGGGAUGCGUGGCGCCUUCGGGAAGCCGCAGGGCACGGUGGCCCGGGUGCACAUCGGCCAGGUGAUCAUGUCCAUCCGCACCAAGGCGCAGAACAAGGAGCACGUGGUGGAGGCGCUGCGCCGAGCCAAGUUCAAGUUCCCGGGGCGCCAGAAGAUCCACAUCUCCAAGAAAUGGGGGUUCACCAAGUUCAACGCCGACGCCUUCGAGGACAUGGUGGCCCAGAAGCGCCUGAUCCCCGACGGCUGCGGCGUCAAAUACGUCCCUGCCCGGGGCCCGCUGGAGCGCUGGAGGGCCCUGCACGCCUGACACCCCAAAAACGCCCCAAAAUACCCCAAAAAUACCCCAAAAAUACCCCAAAAAUACCCCGGGAACCCCCCAGCGUCCCCAGGGAACCCCAAAAUCUGUGGGGAACCCGAGGGGAUGGGGAGGGACCCCGGGGGGGGGGGGGGGGGGGACAGGAAAUAAAAAGCUUUGAGUUCGGUCUGA
This is a messenger RNA of Zonotrichia leucophrys gambelii, 863 nucleotides long. RefSeq names its product ribosomal protein L10 (gene RPL10). Gene Ontology annotation, cellular component: cytosolic large ribosomal subunit; ribosome. The transcript has 7 exons. The coding region runs from base 39 to 683 and encodes 214 amino acids. Gene Ontology annotation, biological process: translation; ribosomal large subunit assembly. The record is from RefSeq and is a predicted model, not a curated record. Gene Ontology annotation, molecular function: structural constituent of ribosome. NCBI's taxonomy places the organism in Eukaryota, Metazoa, Chordata, Aves, Passeriformes, Passerellidae.